Molecule: messenger RNA, 6050 nt
Organism: Oryzias melastigma (Indian medaka)
Lineage: Eukaryota; Metazoa; Chordata; Actinopteri; Beloniformes; Adrianichthyidae
Gene: pard3bb
Product: par-3 family cell polarity regulator beta b
Exons: 26
Coding region: 863-4417 (1184 amino acids)
Biological process (GO): establishment or maintenance of epithelial cell apical/basal polarity; cell adhesion; microtubule cytoskeleton organization
Cellular component (GO): apical plasma membrane; cell cortex; apical junction complex
Molecular function (GO): phosphatidylinositol binding; protein binding
Source: RefSeq, a predicted model, not a curated record
CCUCCUUCCCCUAACUACAGACACUCCGCGUUAAUCCUGAGUGACAGAUUACAGGAAUCUGAAGUUUCCCUUUAAUUUCUGCACACACGCUCACGUGAGUUCGUCUGUGUGGCGUGGGAGCGCGCGCUCGCUCGGUAACGGCGGUACUGUCCCUUUAAGAAAGUGACAGCGGCAGGCAUCGGAGGAGCUGGUCAGGAACUGCUCAGGACCGCUGUGGAGGAAUCCCAGAACUUUCCCAACAAAAGUGAAGAGCCCCGCGGUCCGGUCCGGAUCGGGUCCGGCGUCCUGCUGGUGGUAGAGAAGUUCUGCCCCGUCACCGCUGCGUCUCCCGGGGGAGGAACCGACGCUCAGGUCCGCGCGGAAAACGCGCAUCUUUGAGGAGAAAAAGUUUCGGUUCGAUGUUGGCCAGCCGCAUCCUCCCUCCAAACUCCAGCUAAAGCUAACGGGAGCUAGCAUCUCGCUACGGUAGCAUCAGAAGUUUGUUUACGAACCGACUAGUCUCAGUUCUGUAGUUUAGUUUAAAAAAAUCAAACCAGAUUCUAGUUUGUCCGGAAAAAGUUUUUAAAUAGUUUAAUAGUUGGUUUCGCUCAUAACCGGGCCGGGUCAGCAGAAUCAAGCUAGCUGUUUGGAGCCAGGCGGCUAACUCCAGAAAGUUUCUCAAGAAGGCCGCAGUGAAGGUUCGGAGGAUCUCCCGCACACCGAGGACCCGCACAUGUUCCCGGAGGAGCAGCAUGGGAGCCUGCGGAGCCUGAAGCUGUGAGGACGUUCUCCUGCUGGACCUCCUCCUCUCCUGCCUCCCUCUGCCCGGAGCACCUGUUAUGACUCCGGAGCCUCUCCUCUGUCCCGCCGGCCUGCGUUUUGGAUGAAGAUGAAGGUGACGGUGACCUUCGGACAGACGGGUGUGGUGGUUCCUUGUAAGGAGGGAUGGACCGUGAGGGACCUGAUCCAACAAGCCACGCAGAGGUACCGGAAGCUGCUGGAACAGGAAGGAGAUGUUCUGGUCCGGACCCACCAUGUUGAAUACUGUGAUGGAGGGAUCCUGGACCCUGAUGAUAUUCUUAGUGAUCUGGUGGAUGACCGGGACAAGCUGAUGGCGGUGUAUGAGGAGCAGGAAGCCCAGCAGACGGCUGUGGCUAACUCCAGGUUGACCCCGAGCCCCGACCUCCACCAAGCAGAGCUCUCGGUCUUCCAUUCAGCCGCCGGAGGAGAGAUUGAAGUCAACUCCUCGGCUCUUAAAUCUGGGACCCCCCUGCUGGUGAGGAGCAGCAGUGACUCGGCUCUCACCCCUCAAACAGAAGCUGAGGGUUCCUUCAGUGAAGAAGCUUCAGUGAAGACGGCCGGCCCAUCCGUGGAGAAGCCCGGAGGCGCUGAUGGGGCCAAACACUCCUUCAACGGCAGCCUGACCAGAACGGUGGAGGUCCUGGGAGAUGACAGUCCUCUGGGGAUCCACGUGGUUCCAUACUGCUCCUCGCUCAGCGGACGGUUCCUGGGCCUUUAUAUCCGCGGCGUGGAGGAGAACAGCCGCUCCAGAAAAGAAGGUCUGCUUGAAGAGGACGAGUGCAUCGUCAGAAUCAACAACACUGACCUGAUGGACAAAACCUUCAGCCAAGCUCAGGACGCCUUCCGUCAGGCCAUGCGCUCCCAAGUCAUCUUUCUGGAAGUGGUGCCCCCCUCCAGCAAAGAUCGAUAUGAGAGGAGUCUGAUCGGUCAGCUGUCUCUGACCAGCUCCGGUCCUGCCAAGGCCAAAGACCCCCCACCGCCCGUCAAGGCCAAGCCCGCCUUUAAGCCCCCCGAGAAUCUGACCUCACGGCAAACGGAGGAACCCAACACUCCUGAACCCGCACGUCCUGAACGCUUCAUGUUUCCCGUCCAGACCCCUAAAGGAAGAAGCGAGAGCCCCCUUCUGAGGAUGAGCCCCGCCUUCUCCAGCAUGGUGGCCAAUAAGAGAGGAGGACGGAGACUGAGGAUCGACUUAACCAAAGGUCCGGAGGGUCUUGGAUUCACCGUGGUAACCAGAGAUUCUUCGGUGCACGGUCCGGGUCCGAUCCUGGUCAAGAACAUUCUGCCCCGCGGAGCUGCAGUCAAAGACGGGCGCCUUCAGUCCGGAGACCGGAUCCUGGAGGUGAACGGCGUGGACAUCACAGGCGUGGGCCAGGAGGAGCUGGUGUGCAUGUUACGCAGCACACGCCAGGGGGAGACGGUGUCGCUGGGCGUGUUACGGCAGGAGGACGGCUUCCUGCCCAGAGAGAUGAAGGAGGAGGCGCCCCGCGUGGCGGGGGUCGUCCUGGAGAACGGGAAGGAGCAGCUGAUGUUCGAGAUCCCGCUGAACGACAGCGGCUCGGCGGGGCUCGGCGUCAGCCUCAAGGGGAACAAGUCCCGGGAGACCAGGGAGGAUCUGGGGAUCUUCAUCAAGUCCAUCAUCCAUGGAGGAGCGGCGUACAAGGACGGCCGUCUGAGGAUCAACGACCAGCUCGUGGCGGUCAACGGAGAGUCGCUGCUGGGACGCUCCAACCACGCCGCCAUGGAGACGCUGCGGAGGUCCAUGUCACAGGAGGGGAACGUCAGAGGAACCAUCCAGCUGGUGGUGCUGAGGAUCCCCCAGGACCAGCACCAGCCGUCGCCCAACCGCUCCUUCGACAGCUCCUCGGGUCUGUUUGGGUCCAUCAGUCCAGCUAAAGGUCUGACAGGAAUGGUCAGUCCCAUCACAGACUCCGCCCCCUCUGCUCUGGUGACCAACGCCAUCUAUGCUUCUACCAUGGCCAACGGGGGCUUCUCUUUCCUCAUGGAUGGGGAGGAGGAGGGGGGGCCGCUCGCUCAUGAUUUUGACAGCCAGCCCCCCUACCUGCAGGACAGGAAAGGUUCUUCCACCUCCGGCUCAGCCCAGCCACAGUCACCCGGCCAGAACCAGAACCAGCAGCAGUUCCACCACGUCAAAGCCUCCAAGAGCAUGGACCUGGGUACGAGUCAGAGCCAGCGUCCCAUUGUGGAAGACGAGAGCAACGUGGGAUCUCUGAGUGGAACCGUGUCCGUUCCUCCUGCUCCUGUAGAACUUGGGCCUACUCUUGGCCUAAAGAAGUCCAGCUCCUUGGAGAGUCUGCAGACCGCCAUUUUAGAGGUCAACAGGAAGAAUGAGCUCCUCCCAUUCCACCGGCCGCGCCCAAAUAUGGUCAGAGGAAGAGGCUGCAACGAGAGCUUCAGAGCGGCCAUCGAUAAAUCCUACGACGGCCCAGCUGAGGAUGACGAUGAGGACGGCUCAGACGUGAGCUCCGGCCGGGAAACGCCUGCCAGCAGCUCCUCACGCCAGGGUGCCGGUGACCUCGCCGACGACAGGGGCAAGAAGGACAAGAAGAAGGCGCCUAAAAACAACAAGAAGAAGGAGAAGAGCAAACCCAAAGCCAAGGAGAAGAAGAAGCCAGAGGAGCUCGAUGAAACUGAGAAGAAGGGCAAGAAAACGGUCUUCGGCCUGCUGAGAUUUGGGAAGAAAAAGGAGGAGAAGAAGGAGGCCAAGGCGGCUCUGCAGCGGCAAAAGUCGGACUUGAUGAGCGACCACGAGCUGGAGAGGAUGAAGGAGGAGCGAGAGAGGAUCGAGGCGUCCCACCCGGAGCUGCAGCAGGGCGGCGCCGGAGCGUCCUCCUUUCCGGACUUUGAGGACGACGAGGCCGACCCCAACUACGCCCGGAUCCAGACCUUCAGAGACCAGCAGAGCAGCCCGCUGCCGCAGCCGCCUCAGGCACCGCGCUAUGCCGUGGCUCCGCCCCCUCCAGCCCAAAGGCCCUCCCCUCAGAGCCCAGCCAACUUCCCGGGAGGUCAGGAGGCGGGCGUCGUCCCCGACAACGAGCAAGUGGACCGGCUGUACGCCAAAGUCAACAAGCAGAGAGGCGCCGGGACGGCGUCCCCCACCGCCGCCGACAGCAGCACCGACCGGAUCCAGCAGCUGAGGAGGGAGUACCAGCAGGCCAGGCGAGAGGGGGCGGCGCCGCCGUACGAGGAGGCGGACCCACGAGUCAGAGCACAUGAAAACAGGAUUCCAGGCAGAGGCCCCGACCCCCGCGUCGCCCCCCGCUAUGAGGAGGUGGAGCGUCAGUACGCCUCCUUACCCAGGCGGGGGCCGUUGGAUCCUGCAGAGUACCCCAUGCAGCCGUGGUCGGGCCUUUAUCCUGGACCCCCCCAGGCCCAGCAGGGGUACCCCCAGUCUCCCAUGUACCCCGAUUCCAACGCCCAGUCUGUCCCAGCAUACUCCAGCUUCAAGCCCGGCCCCCCGUACCCGCGGCCCGUGGACCCUGGAUACUACCCUAACCCGGGCCCCCAGCAGAGGGGGCCCCUGCGGCAGGACGUGCCCCCGUCCCCCACCCCUCCACUCCGUGUGCCCCGCUACGACACCAUGACGCGUGGAACCGUAGGCGGGGCUUACAGGUAGGACUCCUGAGGAGGAGAACUCCAGGAGGAGAGACGCAGACCACCAGAACAACCUAAACCUGAAGAACUGCAGCUGAGGAGACCAAGCAGGUCCAGAGGAGAACCUCCUCCACCUGAGCUGCUCCUCCAGACUCCAGCGGACAGCUUCUCCUCAUGAUCGGUGGUCUGACGCGGCGCUCUGAGGACGCUUUAACCAGCUGAUGAUGGAUCAUUGUCAGGUCACUGAUGAGGCCGUGAUGACCCAAACCCGGUCCAUCAGAACCAAACGAGACCGCCACAGCAGAAGCUUCUGUUCUGGUCUGAUUAUAGUGAAAACGUAUAAAUAUGAAGAAUCACUGCAGCUAAACUCACGUUUUAUGAUUAACACUUCAAAUGUUUUUAUAUCCAAACCAAAAACUUUCAUCUGGAAACCUUUAAAGGAGGUGAUCCACUUUGACCUUCAUGUUCCUGCUGUGGAAAGACAUUAACCUGCAGGUGGAAGAACCAGAACCUCCUGAAGGUUUUCAUUUUAGCCUCACGUUUCUCUGCAGCUUAAUCUGAUAUUUUAACCUCUUAACUCAAACUUUGAAGAGUAAAAAUCUGAAUCUUGGCAUCAAGUUGCUCAUAUUCAGUGUUUCAGACGUCUGAUCAGUAUUUCCUAACGUGCACGUCUCUCUGCUUUAAGCCUGGAGUGGACAUUUAGCAGCUGGAGGUUUUGUCAGAACUUGAAGUUCUCCUGAUCGUUUCUGAUCAUGGGUUUUUGGUUCUGGUUCUCCUUCAUCUCAGUCCCACCAAACUCUGAAGGAGCUUCAGGUUUCUCUGGUUUAGCGGCUCUCUGAUCUCCAGAUGAAGUAGAUGAAAUGUUCUGAAGGGAGGUCCGGUCCGCUUCAGCGUUCUGAUCCGAGGAUUCGUUCCCCCUUCUCCUCUUUCAGCUCUUUAGUUCUUCUUCUCUAAAUGUGGUCGUAAUUGUCUUUAUCAUCUCAAACUCUGAUCAUGAAGUUUCGUCUAAAGCAGGAGUUUGAUUUAACCAGAAGAUCAUAGAUAUUUUUCCACCAGAGUUUAGAUUUGUAGUGAGUUUAGUGAAGGACAGGAAUGUGGCGUGAAGGAAGACGAUCAGUGAAAGUGCAGAAAAAACAGAGGAUUUUAUGGAUGAUGUUUGAGAGAACUGAAGGAAGUUUUGUUCUGUUGGAGAUUCUUUAGAGUAGAACGACACCGACUGAAUGUAGAGAUCUGAACCAACGAGCAUCAGUGGAUUUUCCUUCUCAAGCAUGAAGUUUCAUCAGAGAAUGUUCCAGAAACUCAGACGUUCUCUUGUAAAGACGAUGAAUCCGUCGGAUCUCCACGUCUGAAGCUGAAACGAUGACGUUUGGACAUUUGGAUCUUCUGAUUUUCUACUCAUUUCACAUGUUGAUGAACUCCUCACAAGCCUGUUUGGUUCUGGUUCUGGUUCAGAGCUGCUGUGGUUCUGCAGGAACCUCUUUGGACUGUGAAGCUGCAGCUGACGGUACGCUCAAGAGUUCUUCUCUAAAUGAAGGAAUCUUCUUUCCCUAGAAAUGUUCUGUAUGAAAUCUCCUUUUUAUCAUGUUCUAAUGAAUGUUUACCAGCAUCUUAGAUCGACUUUUACACCUUUUUCAAUAAAAGAAGUCCUUUCAAAA